UGAAGGUUAGCUGGCUGAGGGACGGGAUGGAGGUCAGGCGCCCAGGAGGGGGGAGAGGGUGAAAAAGUUUUCCCACAGAGAAAGUAUCAAGGGUAGGAAUGUAGCCAUCUUACACUGAUGACGUCAUCUGGAGCCAGAGUCUGAGCAGGAGCAGUCGGGGGAAGAAGUCAUGACCUUACUCUCCUGUUUUGAUAGCUUUUAGAGGCUGUUCACCUCAAAUUACUUUCACUUCAUAUCUGACGAUAAAGUUUAUCUCUACAUAUAUAAGAAAAACAAAUGUCAGUUUACUCUCUUAAUCUCUUUCCUGGCCCGGCUUGUUUAAUCUAUGUAUAGACUGUAAUACAUGUAGUUUACAGGAGGCUGUUAGUCCUUGGAGAAAUGUCCUAUUGACCCAUUGAUUCUGAGCUCUCUGGAGAUGUGGAAAUGUUAAAUCCACAUCAGUUCCACUUCGUCUGCGUCUCUGUAAAUGAUUCACGCUGAUACGAGUUGUCUGUUCCGCGAUCAACAUGUAAACUAUAUAAGAGCUUUUGAGGCUGAACUCCCUCCGGUAGUCGUUAGCUGGCUUUUCCCGUUGAAACCUUCCACUCACUGCUGUCGACAUGGAGAGUCUGCUCGGCGCCGUGGCCUCGCUGGCUCCGUUCUUCUUGGGGUUGUUCCAGCAGGAAGCUGGUGUGGCCUUUACCAGCCGGCCGUACAAAUCUGAGGUGAAUGUGACAAACGGAGAGCGGUUUGGAAACUGGACGUGGCCCGAGAUGUGUCCUGACCAGUUCUUUGCUGUUGGCUUCAGUACCAGGGUGUAGCCCUACAUAUACGCUGAGGACAACACGGCCAUGAACGGCAUCCGCCUCAUCUGCAGCAAAGACGGGGAGCUGAGCUUAACUCACACUGUGGAGUCUCACACUGGCUACUGGGGUGACUGGUCCAGCCCUCAGUACUGCCCCAGUGGCUAGCUCACCUCUUUCCAGCUCCGUGUGGAGGGCAAUCAGGGCAAUGGUGACGACUCCGCCGUCAACAACAUCAAGUUCCGCUGCAGCAGCGGCCCCGUGCUGGAGGGCACCGGCCUGGACUGGGGGGAGUACGGCGAAUGGAGCCAGGUUUGUGUAAACGGAGGAAUCUGCGGCAUUGAGACCAAGGUGGAGGACCACCAGGGGAGAGGGGACGACACCGCCCUCAAUGACGUGCGCUUCCGUUGCUGUGCCAAAGUCUAGCAGUUCGCUGUGUUUGACUCGUGUGUCAGGAGACAAACGGCCUCGUGGGAACGUCACAUGCUGUUACACUCCAGGUUUUACAGCACGUUGUCAGACCUGUGACUUGUAAUAUUCACUUUGGAAUAAAACUGUGCACGAGCAUGAAUAGUUUCUGUGCAUUUUGUUUAUUCACUCAGCUGUUAUAACAUAAUAUAACAUUCAAUAUAUGUAUUUACCUCCACCAUGAACGGAUUUCAAUGAAACUUUUUGGUAGGAUUUGAAAUGGAUCAGAAAAGAAGCUUUGGUGUGGAUCAGGAUCAAUUUAUUUUCACUUUCUUUAACAUUGCAAGAUGAAACGUUUUCAACAUUUUCCCAAUCAUUUCCAUUGGAACAAUUCCUGGAUCUUGAUGAAAAAAAUCAGGCACAUUAAGGGAACUGUUAUCUAUGUGUCUGUGAACUUUUCGGGGCUGUUGGGCCUUGGUGGAGAAAUGUUCUCUCUGAGUGAUCUUCUACUGUUGCUGUUGAACGAUAACAAUCCCUGACAGGUUGAUUUUAAGUGACCCACUGAUUCUGAGCUCUCUGGAGAUGCAGAAAUGUUAAAUUCACAUCAAAUCCACUUCAUGGAUGUAAGACUUUAGUGAAAUAAGAAUCCUGUGGAACCUGGCGUCAGAAAAACCUUCUCGUUCUCCAGCAGCAGCUGGUGAUUCCCACGCCGGCCUGGGUCUCUGUAAAUGAUUCACGCUGAUACGAGUUGUCUGUUCCGCGAUCAACACGUAAACUAUAUAAGAGCUUUUUGAGGCUGAACCCCCUCCGGUAGUCGUUAGCUGGCUUUUCCCGUUGAAACCUUCCACUCACUGCUGUCGACAUGGCGAGUCUGCUCGGCACCGUGGCCGUGCUGGCCGUGUUGUCCGUGGGGUUGUGCGAGGAGAAGAACUUCCUGCAGAGAGCUGGUGUGGCCUUUACCAGCCGGCCGUACAGAUCUCUUCUGACUGUGGCAAACGGAGAGCAGUUUGGAAACUGGACGUGGCCCGAGAUGUGUCCUGAUCAGUUCUUUGCUGUUGGCUUCAGUAUCAGGGUGGAGUCCAACCAGUACGGCUCUGACGACACGGCCAUGAACGGAAUCCGCCUCAUAUGUGGGAAAGACGGGAACCGGAGUUUCCUGUACUCUGUGGAGUCUCACACUGGCUACUUCGGCGACUGGUCAAACCCUCAGUACUGCCCCAGUGGCGUGCUCAGCUCUUUCCAGCUCCGCGUGGAGACCCAUCAGGGCCUGUUCGGUGACGACACAGCCGUCAACAACAUCAAGUUCCGCUGCAGCAGCAACCCCACGCUGGAGGGCACUGGCACGGACUGGGGGGAGUACGGCCACUGGAGCCAGAAUUGUGGCGAGGGAGGAAUCUGCGGCAUCGAGACCAAGAUGGAGGAAUACCAGUCUGGCCUGGACGACUCCAGCCUCAACGACGUGCGCUUCCAUUGCUGUGCCAGAGCCCAGAAGUGAUUGACAGAUGAGCUGCUUGGUCCGCCCCUCCUCCGUCACCCUGAAUUAAACAAUGAGAAAUAAUAAAAAAUAAUAAAGCUG
Limanda limanda (common dab) is the source of this 2766-nucleotide messenger RNA. RefSeq names its product vitelline membrane outer layer protein 1 homolog. NCBI's taxonomy places the organism in Eukaryota, Metazoa, Chordata, Actinopteri, Pleuronectiformes, Pleuronectidae. The transcript is spliced from 7 exons. The record is from RefSeq and is a predicted model, not a curated record. Bases 2053 to 2685 code for a protein of 210 amino acids.